AUGGUUCCCACUCUUACAUCCAAUUCUUCUCUUAUACCAACACAUUCCAAGAUAACAUUUCGAAAUAGUCCAUCAAGACCAAUCAAAUGCAAUUCUUCUGCGCCAGGCUUUUCGUUUGGGAGUCCAAGGCGAAAGGAUUCUUCGACUGUUUUUGUUGCUGGUGCUACUGGUCAAGCUGGUAUUCGCAUUGCACAGACUUUGCUUAGGGAAGGGUUUAGUGUUAGAGCUGGCGUUCCUCAACUUGCUUCUGCUCAAGAAUUGGCUCGUCUUGCUGCUCAAUAUAAGAUUAUAUCAAAUGAAGAGGCAAAGCGUCUCAAUGCUGUGCAGUCAAGCUUUGACGAUGCAGACUCAAUAGCAAAAGCGAUAGGCAAUGCAAGCAAAGUGGUGGUCACAAUUGGUCCCACAGAGGAUGGACCAACGACUGAGGUCUCCACGGCAGACGCCUUGCAAGUGAUUCAGGCUGCUCAGCUGGCUGGUGUAGGCCAUGUUGCAGUCAUCUAUGACGAAAGCGUCAGUGCCUCAACCAACAACGUACUUGAUGACGUCAAAUAUACCUUAAUCAAGACAAGUUUGACUGAUGAUUUCGCGCCAGAGAGUUCUUAUAAUUUGGUCGUCUCAGGCGAAGAAAGCACCCGUUCGAACGACUAUAAAGUAUCAAAGUCUAAGAUAGCAUCCUUGGUGGCUGAUGUCUUCUCCAACACACAGGUUGCAGAAAAUAAGGUUGUGCAAGUGUACACUGACCCAAAUGCUCCCUUGAAGCGUGUAGACGAACUUUUCAGCACUAUUCCGGAAGAUGGAAGAAGGAAAGCCUAUGCUGAAGUAUUAGAGAAAGCAAAAGCAGAAGAAGGGGCCAGAGCGGCAGCUGAAACAGCAAAGACGCCUUCCAAACCAGAAGCUCCAGAGAAGGCAGAAGUAGCUGGAAAUGGAGCAGCAGUGGAAGAUAUCUUGAGCAAGGCAAAAGAUUUUGGUGCAGGGUUUUCAUGGCAAAAGUUCAGCUCAAAGGUUGCCACCUCAAUUCAAAAGCCUGAUGAGAAUGAGAAACCAAAGGUGCAAGUUGCCACAGUGAGGGGACAGGCAAAGGCUCGGAGUCUCAUUCCGAAAUUAGCAGUGACUAAACAAACAAGUCCAAAAAACAGUGUGAGUAAACCAAAGGAGGAAAAAAGAAAAGCAGAAGCACCAAAGGAGCUUAGGAAGGUAUUUGGUGGCCUGUUUAAGCAAGAGACUAUCUACAUUGAUGAUGACUAG
Molecule: messenger RNA, 1245 nt
Organism: Vicia faba (fava bean)
Lineage: Eukaryota; Viridiplantae; Streptophyta; Magnoliopsida; Fabales; Fabaceae
Source: the annotation of a GenBank genome assembly